AUGGUACAGCUACUUCUAGUCAGAGGAGCUCAAGUCAAUGCUGGCCUAGACGCUUCCAGCAAAGAGACGGCUUUCAUGCCUGCGGCAGAAAAUGGUCAUCUCGAUGUCAUGCGACUCCUCAUAGACGGAGGCGCCGAUAUCGAGGCUGAGUUGGCAUACGAUGGGAAGUCAGCCUUCGAACGCGCAUCAACAUACGGCCACACCAGUAUUGUUCAGUUUUUGUUAGAGCAGAGCACUCAUCGUAACAUUACGAUUUCUUUACAAAAAAGAGAGUUUGCAUUUGAGUGUGCGAUACGCAACGGCCAUUACGAUGUGGUCAAGGUUUUCCUAGACGGAGGACUUACUAAAGCAGAUGUCUUUGAUCAAGUUAGAUCUAGCUUGGCGUCUGCAGCGAGAAGGGGUGAUCUCAACAUGUUUCAGCUUCUCGAAAAGCACGAACUCGGGCUUGGGGAUGACGGCUAUGAGGCUUUGGGGUUUGCGAUAGGCAAAGGCUACCGCGAUCUGGUCAAACAUAUCCUAGGAGGAUUUACCCAAGUACGCAUCAGUUCUGACGUUGACGACGGCCUGCAGGUUGCAGCCGGCAGGGGUGAUCUCGAGAUGUUUAAACUUCUCGAAGAAUACGGGUUCGAACUUAGCAGCAAGGGCAAGGGGCCUGCUUUAAUGCAUGCAAUAGGCAAUGGUCAUCGCGAUGUGGUCAAGCGUCUUCUAGACGGAGGAAUUGCUGAAGCAGAUAUCGUGUCUGCGGUUAACGUUGGCCUCGGGGUUGGAGCACGCUUGGGUGAUCUCAAAAUGUUUGAAUUCCUUGCAGAAUACGGAUUUAGGAUCAGGGGCACAGAGGAGGCGUUUGCUUUAAGGAAUGCGAUAGGCCACGGUCAUUGCAAUCUGGUCAAGUUUCUUCUAGAUGGAGAACUUGCUGAAACAGACGUCGUUUCUAAGGUGAAGGAAGGCCUGUACUAUGCAGCAUUCAGGGGCGCACUCGAGAUGUUUGAACUUCUCGAAGGAUGUGGAUUUGAGGUCAGGAGCAGCACAUAUCUCAUCGAAGCAGCGCAAAAGAACUCUCUUCCAUUGGUUAGGUUUCUGAUGGACCACGACAAGGUUAAUAUCAAUGCCACAGGCACUGAAUUUUCGAUGACACCUCUUCAAUUUGCAGCACAGCAUGGCAAUAUUGCGAUGAUCAACUUCCUUCUCGACGAGGGGGCUGAUAUCAAUGCCCCAGUAGGGAAGAAUGUGUCCCGCUAUGGGUCUACACCUCGGACUCGGUGUGCUAUUGAUCUGGCGAGAGAGCAGGACCAUCUUGAAGCGGUUAGGCUUCUUGGCGAGAGGGGGGCAAAGCGAUACAAUCCUACGGAGGAUGAGUGA
Molecule: messenger RNA, 1359 nt
Organism: Penicillium expansum
Lineage: Eukaryota; Fungi; Ascomycota; Eurotiomycetes; Eurotiales; Aspergillaceae
Product: ankyrin repeat domain-containing protein
Exons: 1
Coding region: 1-1359 (452 amino acids)
Molecular function (GO): protein binding
Source: RefSeq, a predicted model, not a curated record